AUGUCUUCGUCUAAUAGGCCUGCCACUCGCUCGUCAGCUCGCCAAGCAGCAAGGCAGGCAGACUCCCUCCGACCUGCUGGCGCUUCUGCUGCUGGGUCCCCGACCGAACCUGCCCCUCCUGCCCCCGCGCCUCGACGAUCCGAACUCCGCAAGCGUAAGGCCACCGCCGAUUUAGAGGUCGCCCCCGAACCGACUCCCUCCACUAGGCGUUCGAAGAGAGCAAAGGUCCCCGACCAACAACCCCCUCAGCCAGCCGCUGCCCCAGCGCCCCCCUCACAGCCCGCAUACUCUCUUAGGAAGAGGAAGGGAAAGCACGCUCCGACUAUGUCGAGUCCAGAGUAUGAAGCCGUCAAAGUUCCCCCCUUUGAACCCCGCCUGCUGACUAUCUCCAGAUCUGCCGCAGGCCCGUCCAUACCCCCUUCGGAAAACGCGCAGUCUGCUUCGUCGAGUCGAAAGUCUAGUCGUAGCAAGAAGAAUGCACAGGGUGAGACUCGCAAGCCACCAACAAGGGCAAAAGCUGCAGCAGCUGACACAAAUGCUCUCGAACCAGCUCCUGGAUCCUCGUCUUCGAACCGACGGUCGCGAAAGAAGCCAAGUAACGCUGAUGAGGAUACUCCCAUGACCGGCACCGAUGAGAAUGAGAAAGCGUCAGCCGCACCUCCACCUCCAGCCCACGAGGACAACUUCGACGAAGACAGUGAGGAGCAUGACGAUGAGGACCACCGAUAUGAUGAGCACGACGACGACGACGUCUUUGGAGGAUUUGGCGGUCCUCCAGGAGGUCUUCACUCCAGCCUCGCGCUCCUCACAGGGAUGAUGUCAGGCAUGGGUUCUCGCCUCAGAGAGAUACUAGCCAAUCUUCGACAAAAGGAGGACCCAAGUCUGCAUCUCAUCGCGCUGAACGAGCUGUCUGAGCUGCUCCUGGUGUCCAACGAGGAUAACCUCCAGGGACACUUCUCGGCAGAUUCCUUCGUGCGUGAGCUGGUCGCGCUGAUGAAGCCGGACGAUUUCAUGGAGGCCAACCCGGAAAUCAUGCUUCUCGCCUGCCGCUGUCUCGCAAACCUCAUGGAGGCGCUACCGUCCAGUGUUACCAACGUUGUGUAUGCCGGCGCCGUCCCGGUUCUCUGUGAGAAGCUCAGGGACAUCCAGUUUAUCGACCUGGCCGAGCAGGCUCUGAGCACCUUGGAGAAGAUCUCUGUCGAGUACCCGUCGGCAAUCGUCAAAGAGGGUGGUCUUGCGGCCUGUCUCGAAUACCUCGACUUCUUCGCCAUGAGCACGCAACGAACCGCUGUAACGACGGCUGCCAACUGCUGUCGCAACCUUCCGCACGACUACUUCGAUGUCGUGAAAGAUGCCAUGAAGAUUCUUCGCGACGUGCUGAAGAACAGCGACCAGCGGGUGGUGGAGCAGGCAUCCAUUUGCGUCUCUCGUAUCGUGGACACCUGGCGCCAUAACCCAAGCAAACUGGAGGCUCUGGUAACGGAGGAUCUCCUUUCCUCGAUUCUGCGGUUACUUCUGCCAGGCAGCACGAAUCUGAUCUCACCCAACAUCCACACCCAAUUUCUGCGAGUUUUGGCAUCAACGGCGAGGGCAAGCCCCAGGCUGUCCGUGGAGCUAAUGAAGAUGAAUGUGGUCGAGACUCUCUACCAGGUUUUGACCGGUGUAUCACCCCCUAAUGGGACGGACGACAUCGCCUCGAAACUCGAUAGCGUGCUCAUCAUGCAAGCACUAAUCCACCGACCACGGGAACAGAUCCUUGAGGCUCUUAAUGUCAUCUGCGAACUCCUGCCCAAGCUGCCCACGGGCGCUGCUGAUCCCACCAAGGGUGGCUUCAACGAAGUACCUCCACCCGAAGUGAACACUGGAUCAUCCUCAACAUCGAGACGCAGAACCUCAGACGAGAAACGUAUCCAGCUGUUGGAAGGCUGCAAGACAGAGGUCCGGCGAUUUGCGUUGAUUCUGUUCCCGACUCUGACGGAUGCCUUCUCCAGCACGGUAAACCUCAGUGUGAGGCAAAAGGUCUUGUUGGCGCAGCUUAAGAUGUUGUACAACUUGGACGAGGCAAUUCUCACAGAAGCCCUGGCACCGGUGCCAUAUGCCUCCUUCCUCGCGUCGAUCCUCUCCCAGAAAGACGAUCUUACCCUCGUGACGGCAGCCUUGCAAGCCACAGAGCUUCUCAUGACACGGCUGGGAAACAUUUAUCAAUAUCAGCUGUACAGGGAGGGCGUUAUCGCGGAAAUCGCAAAGGUGGCUGAAGAGACUGAGGCUGAUGCGAAGGCAGUCAUUGAAUCUCAAAACUUACCAAGGCGUCCAUCUGCGGCUUCUGAAGACCGAUCUUCACACAAUGGCUCAUCUGACGACGACGACGAUGAGGACGCGGGUGAUGAACAUGAUGAAGACGAUGAGGACGACGAGCCGUCGCACCACUCGUCUGAUGACGAGCAUGACGAAGAAAACGAAGACGACGAAGACGAGGAGCACGAAAACGAAGGCCGGCCUCAGGUGAUGUCAAGGUCUCCCGAUAGCUCCGGGGGAUCUACCAUGUCAAUUGAUGGGCCACCGCGGCCGCCUCCUUUCACGGGCACUCAGUUGCUGCGAUCCAAAAUCCACAAGGAUGCAAAGCAGUUCUUGGAGACGCAUGAGACGGAGAAGAACGCCAAGUCUAUGAAGAAGAGGGCUACCAAGAUUUUGACGGACCUAACGGAUUUGGCGAACGAGAUCGAGGCUUUCUAUCUCCGGCCGACCUCCUCGGGCAGUAUCGCUGGUGAGAAUGGCAGGAAGCUUUUCGAGAAAUUGGCAACCUAUUUCGAUUCCGACUUGUUUGAGAGCGCAACAAGUGCAGAGCUGCUUGCUUCGGGUGUUGUGCGAGUCCUUGAACAGGUCUUCAGCAACCCCGACGAGGAUCUCGCGAUGGCUGCUCAAGCAGCGUUCAUUGAGGUCUUCAUGGGAUACACUGUCAAAUCGAAGCCCAAGACGGCAACUGCUGACUCGCCGGCCACCCCCUUCAGUAUGCUGGUACACAAGCUACAAGAUUUACUGAGCCGAUCAGAGCACUUCGAGGUCCUCACUGUGUCUAGUGCUUCACAUGGUGACAGUCACCGCAGUAGUCCAGCAUCCAUGCUGGCCAAACAGAUCCGCCUGAAGCUCACCGCCGACGACGACUCCGACAUUCCCAAGGUGUACCGAAACAUUAUGGUGUCCAUACAUGCAAUCGCAACGUUCAAGUCAUUGGAGGACUAUUUGCGCCCUCGCAUCAGUCUCUCUGACCGCCCGCGCCCUCCACGAGGCAACCGCGAGAGUCUCACGAGAGCCCUGGCCGCAAUGACAGGAGGAGCAUUCCCCUUCGGCGCCGGCUCACCCUCAGGGUCCGCUCGUCUUCCCUCCCGCCUGCCACCGCAGCUUGGUAGUGCAACUCCGCCGCCACCUCCGCCGCCAGUCCCACCUACGGCCUCCGGCUCUCGAUCAUCGCGAAAGACCAAAACCUCCAGGUCGCUCCCAACAGCAGAGACCCCAGCCACACCGGACCCCGCUUCUUCGGCACCGGGCGCAAAAGUCAUACUGCGUAGGUCCAGUCGACGCAGCACGGCGCCAACAGAUUCACCACAGCCAAGCCGCCCGCCCCCAGCCGACGAAGACGACCUUGAGGACGCGCUCGAGUGUGCUGAUGAAAAGCAUAUCACCGAAGAUGAGGAGACACCGGACCGCAGUGCUCUUGAUACUAUUGUGGGUGACCUCGAUGAAGACAUGGGUGACGCACCAACUCCUGAUCCUUCUGCUGUGAACCUCGAGGUUGCAGCUGGUGGCAAGAUAACAGCACGGAAAGAGGACGGAACUCGCGUGCCAACUCCAUCGCAGGGAAGCAGCAGUAGCAACAACAACAACAACCUUGCUCAACGUUCGAGCCUUCUCGCCAACGCUCUGUUGAACUCUCCUUCGCCUUCGUCUCCUUCUCGGUCCAUGUCUUACGCGGCUGCGAUCCAGUCCGUCCCGCAAGACUGGCACUUGGAAUUCAGCCAUCAGGGCAAGGUCUUGACCAAUGACACGACGGUGUAUCGUGCAGUUCAGAAGCCAGCAAUAGACUCCAAUGACUAUUCGAGCCGGAAUGUCUGGAUUCUGACUCACGAGAUCAAGAUCCGGCGUGUUCCAGGGCCCCCGUCGGCCGAGAGGCUCUCCUUUGGUUCAGCUUCCAACGAGGAUAGCGAGAACGGUGAAGGCAACAGCCCAGCAUCGUUGGCCAAGCACCCCAACACUGCGUCCAUCCUGCGGCUGCUGAAGAUUCUGCAUAACCUCAAUGCGAACAUUGACGACGUGCUUGUGGAAAACAAGGCCACUCUCAAGCUGAACAUCGAACCCCUGUCGCAGUUCGUCAACACCAAGCUCACAUCGAAGCUCAACCGGCAGCUAGAGGAGCCUCUGAUUGUUGCCAGCAACUGUCUCCCAAGCUGGAGCGAGGAUCUAGCCCGGCUGUAUCCUUUCCUCUUUCCCUUCGAGACCCGUCAUCUGUUCCUUCAGUCGACCUCGUUUGGCUACGCUCGGUCCAUGAAUCGCUGGCAGAACGCUCAGUCCCAGGAAGAGUUGAGACGUAACCGCGAUGACCGCCCGUUCCUUGGUCGUCUACAGCGACAGAAGGUGCGCAUCUCACGGGCCAAGAUCCUCGAAUCGGCUUUGAAGGUCAUGGAUCUAUACGGAAGCUCGCAGAGCAUCCUCGAGGUGGAGUACUUCGAGGAAGUCGGUACUGGUCUUGGCCCAACCUUGGAGUUCUACUCAACCGUCUCGAAGGAAUUUGCCAUGAAGAAACUCAGGCUUUGGAGAGAUGCGGACCAGAAUGAGUCCGAUGAGUAUGUCUCUGGUCCAACUGGUCUAUUCCCACGGCCACUGAGCGAAGAUGAUGUGACCACCCCAAAUGGCGAACGCAUCCUGCAGCUCUUCAGGACGCUGGGCAAGUUCACGGCUCGGUCAAUGAUUGAUUCCCGAAUCAUCGAUAUCAACUUCAACCCCAUCUUCUUCCGCAUUGGCGAUGAGACCUCAGGCAUCAAGCCUUCCCUUGGGGCCAUGAAGCUUGUGGAUCCUGUCCUUGCCAGAUCCUUGGUCCUAGUGAAGAAGUUCGCCUUGGCCAAGAAGACAAUUGUCGAAGAUCCCAACCGGGACGCCACACAAAAGGUCAAUGACAUCCAAGACAUCACCGUGGAUAACGGCGUGCGGGUCGAAGAUCUGUCACUCGACUUCACCCUCCCAGGCUACCCAGAGAUUGACUUAGUGCCCAACGGCUCGCAAAUCAUGCUGACCAUCGACAACGUGGACAACUACCUCGACCGAGUGAUCGACAUGACACUGGGCAGCGGUGUCCGCCGUCAGGUUGAUGCUUUCCGUACAGGUUUCUCCCAGGUGUUCCCGUACAGCGCGCUCAGGGCUUUCACCCCUGAUGAACUGUGCACCUUGUUCGGCCGCACUGAGGAGGAUUGGUCGCUUGCCACUCUUAUGGACUCCAUCAAGGCAGACCACGGCUUCAACAUGGACAGCAAGAGUGUCAGGAACUUGUUGCAAACCAUGAGUGAGAUGACGCCGGUUCAGCGACGGGAGUUCCUGCAGUUCACUACCGGAAGCCCCAAGCUUCCCAUUGGAGGAUUCAAGAGUCUUACACCAAUGUUUACCGUCGUCUGCAAGCCGGCGGAGGCACCGUACACUUCGGACGACUAUCUCCCCAGUGUCAUGACCUGCGCCAACUAUCUCAAGCUGCCCGACUACACUGAUGUCAAGAUUCUGCAGAAGCGUCUUUUCACAGCCACCAAGGAGGGCCAGGGCGCAUUCCACCUUUCUUAG
Molecule: messenger RNA, 5820 nt
Organism: Diaporthe citri
Lineage: Eukaryota; Fungi; Ascomycota; Sordariomycetes; Diaporthales; Diaporthaceae
Exons: 3
Coding region: 1-5820 (1939 amino acids)
Biological process (GO): protein polyubiquitination; proteasome-mediated ubiquitin-dependent protein catabolic process
Cellular component (GO): nuclear speck
Molecular function (GO): ubiquitin protein ligase activity
Source: RefSeq, a predicted model, not a curated record